AUGAUUUUCUUUUAAGUGUCCAGAUCAAGCGUUUACUAGUCAUGUGACUUCUUGUAACCUGAUAAAAACUGAGACUAACCAAUGAAAUCAGCAGUAGUGUGUAAAGCUAGGAACAUUAGAGACUUCUUCUUUCUUGUCCACAACUUUUAAGUCACCAGUUUGGUUCUUGUCACGUCUUGGAACUCAACUCUACCAUUUCCUUGAAAAGACUCAGCUAAUACAAAAACAUGAAAUUCACAAGUGACUGCAGGCCUACCCUCUUCAUUGUUCAUCUGUGUUUAACGUUGAUAGUUCUAGUACAGGGAAAAUACACAGAUGAUAAAGAUUGGCUGAGCAAGGUUGUCAACUCUCUAUCUCUAGAUGAGACUGACAGACACUCUGCUGGAGGGAUAGAUGCGAGUGAAGUCGAUGCUUACAUGACGCCUGAACACCAGAAUGACCCUACUGAAUUCCCAUCUGAAUUCCUAAAACCUAAAAGAAUAGGAUUUGGUGGUCUACUUUGUUGCAAUCACCCGCCAACACGACCACCUUCGCAUAAAAGAGAUUCUUUAAACGAUGUCUAUGCGGUCAAGAGUCAGCUUUUAGCGUCUAUCUUCAAGGAUAUUGUUGAAUCAUCAGUAAACAAGGAAAAUAAAUUUCUCAAAAGCUACAGAUUAUCUUCUGAAGAAGUUAGGCCUUGGAAGACAAGCUACACGCUAGAUGAUGAUGAGACCUUGUUUAAACGAGGGGUGAAGGUUAUGAAAGGUGGUUUGGGUGAUAUCAAUACCAGCAGGUGAUGAGCACCCUGUCAUGUAGUCAAAGGUGAACUCAGAAACCAAUCAACUAACUCAAGUCAAUAAAUAAAGCAUUUUCACCUGACUUCAGAAAAAUAUGAUUUAAGAAAACAAAGAGACUCCGACUCAAAUAAACAUUAUUUUUAAAAGUGUA
This is a messenger RNA of Biomphalaria glabrata, 927 nucleotides long. RefSeq lists its product as uncharacterized. Lineage: Eukaryota; Metazoa; Mollusca; Gastropoda; Planorbidae. Bases 228 to 776 code for a protein of 182 amino acids. The transcript has 11 exons. The record is from RefSeq and is a predicted model, not a curated record.